AUGUCGACAAAUAGGUUUGCAGCCUCCAACGCCCAGACAUUGGGCAAUUUCUUUGACCACGCCGCCCGUGUGAUUGGAGAAGACAAUCUUUCGCGCACUCCUCAUUAUGGCUCACUCACGGACACCCAAGGCCGGGAAUCUUACGGCGAUCCAUUUACAACCGCCGCAACCCACGAGCCAAGCGGUGCUGUUCGGCCCAGCAGUGUGCAAGAAGUCCAGGAGAUCGUGAAGCUUGCAAACGUGCACAAGGUGUCUUUGUGGACAGUUUCCCGAGGAAAGAAUCUGGGAUACGGCGGAUCCAGCCCUGUUGUCAAAGGAUGCGUAGUCCUCGAUCUCCACCGAAUGAAUAAGAUCAUCGAGGUCAACGAAGAAUAUGGGUAUGCGAUCGUGGAGCCGGGUGUAUCUUUUUUCGACCUUUACGAGGAAAUCCAACGAAGGGGGCUGAAACUCUGGCCAUCGGUUCCGGCAAUUGGAUGGGGCUCUGUUUUGGGAAAUACCAUGGACCGGGGCUUUGGUUAUACGCCUAAUGGAGAACAUUCGCAGUCGCAGUGUGGACUGGAGGUUAUUUUGCCGAAUGGCGAUUUGCUUCGGACGGGCAUGGGAGCGAUGAAGGACAAUAAAGCAUUUCCGCUAUACAAGGGAGGCUUUGGACCCAGCCUUGACGGUCUUUUCUUCCAAUCUAACCUCGAAGCAGGCGUCGUCACCAAACUCGGUAUCCACAUCACCCCCGCCCCAGAAGCCUACGCCACUGUUGAAGUCAGCGUACCACAAGAAGAAGACCUUGUCCCUCUAGUCGGGAUUCUGUCAGACCUGAUGCGCCGCUCCAUUAUCCUCAACUCGCCCUCCAUUGCCAACAUAUUCCGCAUCGCCCUGACGUCUAAAGUGCCCGAGGUGCUUGCAAAACUCGCCCAGUACAUGAAACCCAACUCCUAUGUGCCCUACGCGGCGUUAGACGAAAUCCGCGCGCAACAAAAUUGGGGUUUCUGGAAAGCAUACUUCUCGCUGUACGGAUCGGUCGAAAUGCUCCCUGCGCUCCUGAAGACCAUCCAGCGCGAAUUUUCCAUGAUCCCGGGCGUGAAGAUCGAGUGGCGUGAGUUCCCUGGAUCUCCUGGACGCACCAUUACCACCGCCCAGAUCAAAGAAGAAGAAAUCCCGCACAGCGGUAUCCCAACUCUUGCCCCGCUGGGGAUCAUCAACAGUCGAUCGGAAAAGGGCGGCGGACACAUCGACUACUCGCCCAUCAUCCCUCCGUCCGGCCGUGAGCUAUACGCAUGGUAUCUCACUGCGAAGCAGCGCACCAUCGAUGCCAAGUUCGACUUCUUCGCCGACUUUCAUGUCUACCCGCGCUAUGUGGUUGGCAUCGAGUUAAUGAUUUACACGCUCGGUGAGGAAGCGCGCAUUCACGAGCUGUGCAGGAAUCUGCUACAUGAUGGCGCGCAGCAGGGGCAUAUGGAGUACCGCACGCAUGUGCGGUAUAUGGACCAGGUUGCGGCCAAGCUGGACUUUAACAAUUCUGCGUUCAAGAGGUUUACGGGAUUCAUGAAAAAUGUGCUGGAUCCGAAUGGGGUGUUGUCUCCGGGGAAGUCUGGUAUUUGGAAUGAGGGGAUUUCGCAGGUGAAACCGAAUCGACACAUCUAA
This is a messenger RNA of Penicillium lagena, 1638 nucleotides long. Its product is annotated as FAD-binding oxidoreductase. Gene Ontology annotation, cellular component: mitochondrion. The transcript is spliced from 4 exons. NCBI's taxonomy places the organism in Eukaryota, Fungi, Ascomycota, Eurotiomycetes, Eurotiales, Aspergillaceae. Gene Ontology annotation, biological process: lactate catabolic process. The record is from RefSeq and is a predicted model, not a curated record. Gene Ontology annotation, molecular function: D-lactate dehydrogenase (NAD+) activity; D-lactate dehydrogenase (cytochrome) activity; FAD binding. The coding region runs from base 1 to 1638 and encodes 545 amino acids.